Owenia fusiformis is the source of this 2580-nucleotide messenger RNA. The record is from the annotation of a GenBank genome assembly. NCBI's taxonomy places the organism in Eukaryota, Metazoa, Annelida, Polychaeta, Sabellida, Oweniidae.
AGUAAAGGUUGACUUUAAAAACCGAGCACAGACAGUUCGUGUAUCUUAUCGUUUUAUCCGAAUUUUACUGUAAAACUAUUGGAUUUCAAGUAUAUUAUGACAUUAUAAGGAUAUAUGAAUGCAUAUUCUUGAAUUCUAUGGUACUUUUAAGUACUGCGUAACGUUGAUUAUGAACGUUAAAAACAAAUGAAAAGUGAAAAUACUUUUAAAACUUUGUUGUCAUGUCGCCAGGCAAAUGAUUCAAAAAUGACUCGAAAUAGGCCUCAAGAAUAAGGAUUAAACUAUCAAUGAGCCACAUGACUAAACCUGUUCAAUGGGCUUCACUAGAUUCCUCAGGUUGGUCUAGUUUUGGUGAAAACACCCGACGUGUUGUUUCUAACAUGUCCAAUGAAACUCCUCACAGAUCCAGUAAUGGAGAUAUACGACUGCCUCAAAUAAGUAGCGGGAAAAGUGUAGCAAGCAUUGAUCUCUCAAACUCCCAGCGAAGGGAUUCUAAUGAAUUAACAGAACACAAUACAAAGACAUCAUACAAUGUUUCAUUGUCAUUCUCUCAAGACAAGGAUUCAUUAGGCAAAGAUGCUUCAUCUUCACAUGGCUUAUCAAUUCAUGCAUCACCGAGGGAGAUUCAACAAAUGAUUAAAGAUGGAUUGGAGUUACCAAGCUUGGUUGAUGUGAAUCCACGCUUCAAUGAACAUGGGUCUAGUAAUAUGAUGAGGCCUGGAUUCCCAAUGAAAAUGCACAAACAAAAAACUUUAGGAGUAAAAGGAAAAUAUGAUGAUAUCAGGCCAAAGAAAUUCAAUCCAAAACCAUUACCAUUUCAGUCUCAGAAUUUUCAACCAUGCACAAUGAAGAAAAGUGUAUUGAUUCCACGUCGCCAUGACAGUCUCUUUAGUGGCGUGUCUGAAUAUGUUCUGCCUCGUUCUAAAGAUGUUAUACUUCACACAGAAAGAUACCAGUUGGAAAGAUUUUUAAAACACAGAAGAAAAUUAAGGCAGAAGAUAGAAAAACUGAUGGUUGCUGGAAACACAAUGACACAGUGGGAUAAGAUACCAGAUAGGUUAAAAGAAGGCAUGGGCCAACAGGAUAGACUGUACCAUGAACAACAACAGAAAGAAAAGAUCCGGGGGAUGAAAAGAAAGUUUGGAAUCAACCCUCUGCACAGAGAGCAAAAGGAUCUACUUCUAGGGGGCGCAAAGGCAUCACUUGGAGAUAGACUUGAUAUUACAAAUGAAUUAGAGAAGUACAAGACGAUGGUGCUGCCAUCUUCAGUCAAGGACCCCUUAGUAACCAGCAAGCAGUUCUUACCGACAAUAGAUCGUACCAGCACAAUUGUGACAUCAUCAGCCCCUCAACCAACCAGAGUGAGGCAAAACAGCGCCAAAAGGAAGCCAGUUGUUUCAACAAAAAUUAAAAAACAAAGCGACAAUGGAAAGUCUUCCAUACCUUUUAUUAUUAGGAAACCUACAUUCUUAAACAACCAAAAAAAGCCACAGCGGAAGGUAACAAUUGAGGAAUCAUCAAGUGACGAGUCAGUGCCACCUAGUCCCUCACCACCUACCCCACCCCCUCAACCUGACCCAGAGCCUACACCAUCCCCAAUAGAAGCAUCUCCCGAAGCACUGUCUGAGGAAGAGGUGGAUAUACCCUCCCCCACCCCUGAGCCUUCACCCCUCCCUCCUCCACGCAGUGCUGUCUCCAGACACCCACCAAAGACACCUAACCCAUUAAAGGGUGCAGAUCUAACCAGAUCUCUCACAAGGGAAGCCACUGACAUGUUGAUGAAGACAUUCAAACGCUUAGACACGGACAUGGAUGGACAUGUGAUGUUUUCCCAGUUGAAGUCCCAGUUGCCAAAAAAUCUCACAUUCGCCCAACAACGAUUUAUAAAACAGGUGUAUGACAUAAGCAGUGCAAGUACUUUUUUUGGCCUGGAUGAGUUUCUCACGCUAUCAGUAUUAUGUGAACGAAUCUCCUCAUUUGAAGAUGACCUCAGGGAGUGUUUCAAACUUCUUGAUUUCUCAGAGCUAGAUGACAACAUCAAGAUAUUCAUAGAGUAUUUCCAAAAGGCAGAUAAGAGUCAAACAGGUAGAAUAGAUUUUGAAGCGAUGGAAACGAUAAUUCGUGACCUAGUCAGACGAGACUUUGACAGUGAGACGGGCCAAGGCAGACUCAAUCAAGUAUUAGAUGCAAUAAACCCAUCAGGGUCAGAGAUUAUCAGUAAAGUUGAGUGUCUGGCUUAUGUUCCAUACUUUCUGUCUCAACACCCUAAGUAUGAUCCCCCUGAUGAAAAUGAUGAAGAUGAAAACAAUGAUGAUGAUGAUCAACAAAACAAAGAUGACAAUCAAGGAUCUCAGCAUGAAAAUGGUUGAUGAUUGUUUUAAAAUUACUUAUCAGUGCAGUGCAGUGCAGUACAGUACCGUACAAUUGUAAUCUUUAAAAACAAAAAACUUGAAUAUUCUCUUGCAAUCCACAUAACCAUUUGACUCUCAUAGAUGACAUUAUAAUGUUGAUGCUGAUGCAAUCUUAAUGGUCCUAAGUGUGGCUGUUGUGCUUUUGGUUAUGUCACCACCACAAGUGGUG